GGACGGCACGAACCAUCGCCGGCUUUCUCACUAUACAAGGGGUGAAGUCCAAUUGCACAGCUUCAAGGCCUCUGGAUUGAGCAUCUACAGAGGUUCUCCUGCUGUGCCUAUUUGAAGUCUUCCUUGCCUUCCAGCUCCAUAAUGGAUGACCCUGAAUACGCCUACACUUCUACGAAUUUUGAUUAUGAAGACUAUAAAGUCAUUCCCUUCAGUGAGGAAAAAAGCAGCAGCAUGAGUGCCAUCAUUUGGGUAGCGCUGGUCCUUUAUGCGCUAGCAUUCCUGGUGGGCACGGUGGGCAACGGAGCAGUCAUCUGGGUAAUGGGCUUCCAGAUGAAGCGUACGGUGAACACGGUCUGGUUCCUCAACCUCUCCGUGGCUGACCUCCUCUGCUGCCUGUCACUGCCUUUCUUAGCUGUGCCCCUGGUUUCCAACUAUCAUUGGCACCUAGGUGACUUUGCUUGCAAGCUUUUGCCCUCUCUGACGAUCCUCAACAUGUUUGCUAGUGUUCUCCUUCUGAUGCUCAUCAGCAUAGACCGGUGUGCUCUGAUCAUCAAACCCAUCUGGUGCCAGAACCACCGUUCAGGCCAUCUGGCUUGGAUCCUGUGUGGAGCAGCCUGGUUCUUGGCCCUGGUCCUCACUGUGCCCUCCUUCUUCACACGGCAGCUCAAGCACUACGAGGGUUCUAACAUGACAUCGUGCGGCACCAACUAUGCUGUCUUUGGUGGGGACUACCACAGUGUGGAGAUCUCCGUGACUGUCACUCGCUUCCUCUUUGGCUUCCUGAUCCCUUUUGUGGUCAUCAGUGUCUGCUAUGGAUUGCUGAUCUCCCGGGUGCACAGCAGCCGCUUCAUGCGGUCCAAGAAGACCCUCAAAGUUGUGCUGGUGGUCAUUAUCAGCUUUUUUGUCUGCUGGGCUCCCUACCAUGUGGUUGGCCUGAUCCUUGCCCAUGAGUCCCAGCAUAGUUCCCUCUAUGAAUCCGUGAGCAAGGUUGACCCGCUUGUGGUAGCUCUGGCCUACAUCAACAGCUGCAUCAACCCUGUUAUCUAUGUCAUUGCUGGCCAAGACUUCAAGGACAAGAUGCAACGGUCCCUGAAGGCCAUGCUGCGCAACAUCUUGAGCGAAGAGGCCAUAUUGGCCAAUUCCAUGGCUGAGGGCCGUACACAGGCUACUGGCACUACUACUGAGGACCGAAGCACCGACACAACUCUGUGAGGGCAGCAGUGGAGGAGGGCCACCUCUUUGUAUAGGAGGUUGAAUGAUCAUUUGUCUCAGUCUGCCCACCCAAGACAGAGACUAGGAACCACUUUUGCUGAUACAGUAUUUGUCAUGGCGCUUGGUUUGCACACACCUUCUCUUCCUGCAGUUGUUGCUCACUACCUUUGCUAAGGGAGGCCAUUUACAUAUUGUUUAAAAAAUAAAUGAAAGUGAAAAUGAAAGAACAAAAAAGGACACAUUGUUUCCUACAAUUUGCACAUACUGGUUUAUGUGUAGAUGGAAAAUUAGGAUAGUUGGCCAGUUUUCUGUAUCAGCUACUUAGUUAUACCAGUUAAGUAUACUUAACUAAGGGGCUGUACAGACUCCUCUCAGCACCGUAUUGGGGCUGCAGCAACCACAUGCUGCGGUCCUGAUGGCAAUUUGCCAGCCCAAGAAGGGCCAGCAAAAUGCCACUCCUUUUUAAAAUGCCACAAAGCCGCCCUUGCUAUGGUGGCGGCAGCUUUCCGCAGUUUCUUCAGUGCAACAUGUAUAAAUGCUGUGCUGCGGAAAUGAUGUGAUUCCGCCUGCCGUCUGGUCGGGCAGGCAGUGUGAUGCCACCAUCAUAGUGGAGUUGGGGUGGCUGGUGUAUAGUUGCCACGCCUCCACUCCAUCUUGAUGCUUGUCCUUUUGGCCGAUCUGUACAUCCCUUGAGUAGCUGGUGUAGAGUACUGGCCAGUGACUGCAAUUCAAACAGACAUAUACAUAUUAUAAAUCAAUCUAUCUGCUGAGUCUGCUAACAGUUGAUGGGCAACUUCAAGCUCUUGUCUGGAUUCUUUGGCCUGAAUCCUAUUCAUUUAGGGCAGGGUAUCCUGAAGCCUAUUUAUUUAGGGUAGGGUAAUUAGGAUAGACACAUUGAUUCAAUUGCUGAAUAGAAUUUAUGUUAGCUAUGAGACUUUUUUAGGCCACCAGAUGUUUUUGACUGCAAAUCUAAGGGAUUCUGUUGGUCAGGUCAGUUCUACUGUACCUAGUAUAUUCGACAUCCAAUGCAGGUUAUUUUUUUAAUAGCCGCCCUUCAACAGCCUUUCUCAGAACUGGAAGAGCAACUGGGUGGGCAGUAAAGGGUGGUGACUUGCAUUUCUACCCUGCCAGCAGAUCCAUUGAACCCAGAAGGCAGCCCCUUCGGGGUGGGUCCAUUACUACUGCCUGGCAAUCUUUUUCCCACUGGGCCAGAAGCCCCACCAGUUCUAGAAGAAGCUGCCGGGAGGGUGAGCAAAAGGGUCUGCUUGGCCCUCUCCUUCGCUGUUGUGGCACUGGCCUCCUUAUGAGGAGACUGGUGCUGCCACAGCAAAGAGGGCUCCUCAGCCCUUCUUAUCCGACAGUGAGAGGAGGGCCCAAUUGGGUGUCACCCCCUUUUCUGGGGUGUCAGCUGGUGCAGUGAUGCCACUGGUCUUGGGAACAAGUUCAGCCAUUUCAUACUAGAGUUCUUUAACCAAUGUUGGGGCAAUACCCUUUGAGCCUGGGGAUUUGUGAACAUUUUUAGUUAUUAAUAAAACCUAGUACACUUCAUCUCUUCUCACCAGUUUUUGCUUUAUUUAAGACAUUCUGAAAAAGCCAGUUUCUGCAUGGGUGUCCGCCCACAGUUUUCCGUACUUGAAGCUGAUGAAAAGCAUUAAUUCAGCUUAUAAAAUAUACAUUUUGACAACACUUAAUUAAUAUUUCAUAAGAAUUCAACAGACAACCCAUAAGUGGAGACAUCAGUGUGUAAUUACAUUUCAAAAUGGUCAUUCCUCAAAAACUGGCUCAGCUGAUCCCCUAAAGCACCUCCAGAGACCAUCAUCCAUGCCCCUUUGCUACUGGAGGGGGAAAUAAGAGGGUCCAUUUUGUGAAAACACUAUGGCAAUGGAGCAACCACUUAUAAUUGUGUUCCUGGGUUC
Molecule: messenger RNA, 3128 nt
Organism: Sceloporus undulatus (fence lizard)
Lineage: Eukaryota; Metazoa; Chordata; Lepidosauria; Squamata; Phrynosomatidae
Product: C5a anaphylatoxin chemotactic receptor 1-like
Exons: 2
Coding region: 142-1212 (356 amino acids)
Biological process (GO): phospholipase C-activating G protein-coupled receptor signaling pathway; positive regulation of cytosolic calcium ion concentration; complement receptor mediated signaling pathway
Cellular component (GO): plasma membrane
Molecular function (GO): complement component C5a receptor activity; G protein-coupled receptor activity
Source: RefSeq, a predicted model, not a curated record